Molecule: messenger RNA, 6352 nt
Organism: Cygnus atratus (black swan)
Lineage: Eukaryota; Metazoa; Chordata; Aves; Anseriformes; Anatidae
Gene: CUL9
Product: cullin 9
Exons: 30
Coding region: 190-6087 (1965 amino acids)
Biological process (GO): ubiquitin-dependent protein catabolic process
Molecular function (GO): ubiquitin protein ligase binding
Source: RefSeq, a predicted model, not a curated record
GCUGCGGGACGCGGAAGCGGGCGGGCGGCGCUUGGCGGCCCGGCCCCGGAGCUCUGCCCCUCGCCCAGCUGCAGGGCCAAGCCCGGGAGGAGUGCCAUUUGUCCCCCAGCCGGGCCCAACCGGGCCCAGCCGGGGCUGGGGGAAACCUCGUCCCCCGUGCUGGCGGCGGGCGGAGGUAUCUCAGAGGUGAUGAUCUGCUCCCGCUUCCCCUGUGUCUCUGCAGACUCGUCCCCCGCCAUGGUGAACGAGAGGAUUGAUGGCGGCCUGCUGGUGCCGCUGGGCCCCGAGCUGCAGGCCUGCCCGCGGGAGCUGCUGCGGCAGCGGCGAGGCCACGACGGCCAGCCGCAGUACCUGGUCCGGUGGAGCCUCGUCCGCUCGGAGGAGCGAGCGGCGGGCGGCGGCUCCUCCGCGGGGCCCGAUGCCGGGAGCGUGUCGCUGUGGAUGUCCGCGGAGGAGGUGUGCGCCAGCUGCCCGGCGCUGCUGGGCGAGGGGAAGCCGGCGGGGCCGCGGGCCGAGGGGGAGAGGGCGGCCGGCCCGUUCCCCGCGGGCGGCGCGGCGCCGGACGAAGCCUCGCUGCGGGAGAUGGAGGCCGACGUCGGGAGCCUGGUGCGGCGAGCCGGCCGGCAGCUGGGCGGCACCGGGGCCCCCGAGGCCGCCUCCGUGCUCAACACCGUGCACGUGCUGAGCGCCUACGCCGGCAUCGGCUCGCUGGCGGGCGCCUUCAGGGAGACGGGAGCCCUCGACCUGCUGGCGAAGAUGCUGUGCCACAAGGAGAAGCAGAUCUGCCGCAGCGCCGGCAAGAUGCUGAGGGCCCUGGCUUCGCACGACGCAGGAAGCCGGUCUUACAUUCUGCUGUCCCUGAGCCAGCAGGACGGCGCUGAGCAGCGCAUGGACUUUGACAGCCGCUACACCUUCCUGGAGCUGUUUGCUGAGAUGAUGUCCUCUGAAGAGCAUUGCAUGUCCUUUGAGGGCAUCCACCUUCCCCAGAUCCCCGGGAAGCAGCUGUUCACCCUGGUGAAGCGCUACCUGCGCGUCACUUCCCUCCUGGACGAGCUCGGCAGCGGCGAGGAGCAGGGCGGGGAGCAGCCGGAGAGCAGCCGCGUGAAGCAGGAGUUUGAGUUCAGCAUGGCGAUGGCCGGCCUCAUCGUGGAGCUGCUGCGUGCCAUGGGCUGGGAGCACAGCCACGAGCCAGAGCCGCCGGCCCGACAGGAGGCAAAGCCUCGCACCGCCCGCUCCAUCUUCCAGCCCAAAACCCCGGCCUGCUUUGCUGCCCCAGUGCCUGUGCUGUCUCCAAACCAUGGUGCCCAGAAAAAGCAGGGUGGUGCCUUCCUGACCCCGUCAGACUUUGCCGACCGCAGCAGCUACGUAGAAUACGUGCAGGCGCACCUGGUGCGCGGCAUGCGGGUGCGCUUGCUGGAGGACUGCGGUGAGGUUCGAGCUGGGGAGGAAGGCGAGUUUCUUCACAGCACUAACAGGAUGCACGCAGCGCAGGUUUUGUGGCAGUCAACAGGUCGGACCUACUGGAUGCAUUGGCACAUGUUGGAGAUUAUUGGCUUUGGAGACCAGCGGGAUGACCCUGCUGGUCAGGAAAAAGAAUACAAUCUGAUAGAGAGCUUCAAUCUAGACAAAGUCGCGCAGCCGUUCUUCUCCAAGCCCCUGGGGGGGCUGUACUCCCUGCCGUACCUGGGGGAGCAGCCGAGCAAGGCUGCGGAGACGCUGAGCCGUGCCGAGUGGUGGGAGCUGCUCUUCUUCGUGAAGCAGCUGGAAGCGCAGGAGCAGGAGGAGAUCGCCGGCCUCGUCCAGCGGGAGCAGGCAGAGCAGCUGCCGGGGCCGGACGAGGAGGCCCUGAUCCGGCUGCCGGUGCCCGUGGGGCUGGCCCGGAAGGUGCUGCGGGUCCUGGAGGAGCGGAGCCGGGGCAGCGCCCGGGGCCACCUGCGCGGCUCCCGCGUCUACGGCAAAUGCUGGCCGGGCAGGGGGGCCGAGCGGGACGGCGGGGGCAGCCCCGCGGCGUCCUCGGAGGGUGCCGGCUGCGGGAGCGCCGGCCCUGGAGCCGCGCCGGCCGAGGCAGCGAAGGACGAGGACGGCGUCUGCGCGGUGCUCGAGUCGGAUGCCCAGCUGUUCGGCGAGCUGCUGGAGAGGGAAGGGCUGCGCUUCCCGGCGGCGGCGGAGAGCAGAGCGUGCGGCAGCUGCGAGGGGGCGAGCAGCAGGGGCUCGCUGGAGGAGGUGGCGCAGGUGGCGGAGGCGAUCCGGAGCAGCGGCUGCGAGGCGGAGCUGCGCGUGGCUGGGCUGCAGCACAUGGUGAGGGUCCUGCAGGAGGAGCCGGAGCCGGAGCGGCAGGAGGGCGGCGAGGCCCGGGGCGGGCCGGGGACCAGGGAGAAGCUGGUGAAGGCGGCGGUGGAGCUGCUGAGCGCCGAGGCGGCCGAGAAGCGCCUGGUGGUGCUGGCGCUGCGGCUGGUGGCCCUGCUGAUGGAGAGGCGCGACUGGCGCGUGCCCUUCGCCAUGGAGGGCGGCGUGCGGGCCGUGCUGGCCUGCAUGCGGCAGCACGCCGCCUCCGCCCUGGUGCAGCAGGCGGGCCUGGCGGCCCUGAAGGUGCUGGUGGGAGCCGGGGCCGGCGAGCCCGGAGGUGCCGUCGGGAAGCCCUCGCCCCUGAGCCACGGCGACGCGCAGCUGAUGCGGGAGGUCUUCGCCAGCAUCGGCUCCGCCUGCGGCGAGGGCUCGCCGGGCCUGCUGAGCGCCAUCCCCGCCGCCGUGCGCGCCAUGCGGAGCGUCCCGGGGGGCUCCUCGGGCGUGCGGAACGGCUUGCUGGUGCUGAAGAUGCUGGUGGACGGCCACCGGGGCCUGGCGGAGCGGCUGGUGAGCGGCGAGCUCCCCGCGCUGCUGCAGAGCUGCUGGCGGGACGGGCAGGGCGCCGGCGGCCCCACCGCGCUGCUGGCCCUCGGCGUGAUCAACUGCCUGGCGGAGCACCGGCUGCCCCUGGGCCCCGAGACCCCAGGCGCGGAGGCGCUGCUGGAGGCGAGGGAGCCCGCGGGCGGCCCGGGGGACGGCGCCUUGUCCGAGGACGUGGUGGUGGCCCUGGAGCGGCAGCUCUGCGGCGGGGGCCCCGUCCCCUCCGGCGAGGCGUCCCCGCGGCCGCAGGAGCGCCGGUGCUUCCAAAUGCUGCUGCGCAGCCUGGAGCUGCUGGGGGCCGAGAAGACCGUCGGCCUGCGGAUCCUCAGGAUCCUGAACAAGUUCCUGGACGGUUACCGGGAGGACGCGCUGCCCUGGCACGAGUGCGUGGAGCCCUGCUUGUCCUCCCUGAGCACCCACGGCAGCGACCGGGAGGUGGUGCAGGAGGUCGUCGGCUUCCUGCACCGCCUGGCCGCCGCCAGCAAGGACUGCGCGGUGGCCAUGUGCCGCGCGGGCGCCCACGAGGCCCUGGCCAAAGCCCUGGAGAAACACAGCUCGGCCGUGCCGACGGCGCCGGCCCUGCUGGAGCUGCUGAGCGACUGCGAGAAGUUCGCCGGCCUCCACAGGACGCUGACGGGCAGCGUCUUGGCUGGCUGCAUCCAGCUGGUGCUGGGGCAGAUCGAGGAGCACCGCCGGAGCCAGCGGCCCAUCAGCAUCCCCUUCUUUGACGUCUUUCUGCGCAACCUGUGCCGAGGCUCCAGCGUGGAGGUGAAGGAGGACAAGUGCUGGGAGAAGGUGCAGGUCUCCUCCAACCCGCACCGCGCCGGCAAGCUCACGGACAGGAACCCCAAGACCUACUGGGAGUCGAACGGCAGCACCGGCUCCCACUUCAUCACUGUGCACAUGCAGUGCGGGGUGGUGGUCAGGGAGAUGAGCAUGCUGGUGGCCAGCGAGGACUCGAGCUACAUGCCGGCCCGCGUGGUGGUGCUGGGGGGAGACAGCCCUGCCGCCAUCGGGACGGUGCUCAACGCCGUGACCGUGCUGCCCUCGGCCAGCAGGGUGGUGCUGCUGAAGAACAUGACGCGCUUCUGGCCCGUCAUCCAGAUCCGGGUGAAGCGGUGCCAGCAGGGCGGCAUCGACACGCGUGUGCGCGGCAUCGAGGUGCUGGGGCCCAAGCCCACCUUCUGGCCCGUCUUCAGGGAGCAGCUGUGCCGGCGGACGUUCCUCUGCUGCACCGCCCGGGCGCUCGCCUGGUGCCAGGAGAUCCGCCGGGACCGGGGGCGGCUGCUGCAGCUCUUCGGCAAGCUGAACCGGGCGCUGCGGCACGAGCAAGACUUCGCCGAGCGCUUCCUUCCUGACGACGAGGCGGCCCGGGCCUUGGGCAGGACGUGCUGGGAGGCCCUGGUGAGCCCCUUGGUGCAGAGCAUCACCAGCCCAGACCCCAGCGGCGUCAGCCCCCUGGCCUGGCUGCUGAGCGAGUACCUGGGGCGCGGGGAGCCGCCCCAGCGCCCCCCGGCCCGCGGCGCCGCCUUUGGCUCCUGCGUGCGGCUCCUGACCCAGCUCCUGGUGCACGUGGACCCUGGCGGCGUGGAGCUGGAGGAGGCGAGGGCGGCGGGCGGGCAGGAGGGCAGGAACAAGGAGGCGCCGCCCAGGGUGGCGGCGGCGGCGCAGAAGCCGAGCGGCCUGUGGGGCAUCGCGCAGUGCUGGCGCGGCGUGGUGCAGCAGCAGGUGCAGCGGUUCCUGGAGGCGGCGGGGCAGGCGCCAGAUGUGGUGGAGCGAUACUGCGGGCUGUACCGGCGCCUGCGCGGCGCCACGGAGGAGCUCUUUGGGCAGCAGGCUGCCUUCGUGGUGGCCCUGGGCCAGGGCUUCGCGGGGGCGUUGCUGCAGCUCUCCUUCCUCACCGCCCUGCACGCGAGCGAGCAGUUUGCCCGCUACCUCGACGGGAAGAUGCAGGAGCUCCACGGGGCCGCGGGCAGCACGGGGCUGCUGCAGCAGAUCCUGGAGCCCUUCGUCGUCUUCAGCGGCCUGGAGUUCGCCCACACCUUCGAGCACUUCUACCGGCUGUACCUGGGGGACCGGCUCCUGGCGCAGGGCCCCUCGUGGCUGGAAGGGGCCGUCCUGGAGCAGAUCGGGCUGUGCUUCCCCCGCCGCUUCCCCCAGGAGAUGCUGAGCGACUUGGCCGAGUCGGAGGAGCUCCGGCAGCAGUUUCGCCUCUUCCAGCUGCAGGAGCGGGACAAGCGGCUGCUGGAGCUGGGCGCGGGCCCGGAGAGCCCCGAGGACGAGGCGCCGGGGGAGGCCUCGGCGGCGGACGCUCCGGAGGUGACGGUGCUGGCCCUGUCCCCGCGCUGCUGGCCCGUGUCCCCGCUGUGCCACAUGGACGAGCCCGGGAGGUUUUUCCCGGCGGCGCUGAGCUCCCCGCUGGGCGACUUCGCCGCCUUCUGCGGGCAGAGCCAGAGCCAGCGGGGCUGGGCGCGCACGAGGCCCCGGCGGCUGCAGUGGACGUGGCUGGGCCGUGCCGAGCUGCGGUUCGGAGACUGCGUCCUGCACGUGUCCACGCUGCAGAUGUACGUCCUGCUGCGCUUCAACGGCGCCGAGGAGGUGGCCGUGGAGUCCCUGCUGCAGGCCACGGGGCUCCCUGCAGAGCUGCUGCAGCAGGCGCUGGCACCGCUGACCGAGGGCGAGGGUGUCCUGGUGCGGAGCUGCGCGCUGGGGGCUCCAGGUGCCCUGCGGCUGAACCGGGCGGCCCUGGCCCAAGCCUCCGGCCGCCACCUGAGGCUGCUGCCCCGGCAGAGGUACCUGCGGGCAGAGAGGGCUGAGAGCGGCGCCCUGGAGAGGAAGAGGAACGUCCUCUGCUGCCUCAUCACCCGCAUCCUCAAGGCGGAGAAGCAGCUGCACAUCGACAACCUGGUGUUCAGGGUGAUCGAUGCCUGUCAGAAGGGUGAGCUGGGGCCGGGGCUGCAGUUCCUGAGCUUCUGCUGCCACAGCGUGGACGUGCUGUCCUGCGUCCUGCACCUGCUGAACCAGGGCUACCUGCGGCGCCAGGAAGGGAGGCCCCACGUCCUGGAGUACGUCCCUGCUGAGUCCCCACCGCCCCCCACCUCCCAGGCCCAGCCCCAAGUUGCCUUCCAGACUGUAGAGAUCAAGACAGGUGCAAGCCCAGCCGCUGCUGAAAGGAGACAGACUUUCUCCACCUUCAGGUAGAUAAGGACCAGGCUGGGCCAGCAGGACGGAGGCUGGGCCCAGCCCUUCGUGAGGACUUCCAUUUUGAAUAGAUGAGCCAAGCUGCACCCAGUCCCUGCGGCUGAUCUGUCAGAGAGCUGCAGCUGGCCCCUGGGGUGGAGGUGGUGGGCUUACGCCUCUGGUUUCCACCUCCCUGAGGUGGCCCUGCUUGCUGGAGAGGUGCUGGUUGCCACCUUCAUGCUGUUUUGUUCUUGCUGAGCCGUGCCCUUGGGCAUGGAGGGAGCCG